Toxotes jaculatrix (banded archerfish) is the source of this 1927-nucleotide messenger RNA. It is a transcript of the gene zpr1, whose product is annotated as ZPR1 zinc finger. The record is from RefSeq and is a predicted model, not a curated record. The transcript has a single exon. The coding region runs from base 156 to 1505 and encodes 449 amino acids. Gene Ontology annotation, cellular component: nucleus; cytoplasm. NCBI's taxonomy places the organism in Eukaryota, Metazoa, Chordata, Actinopteri, Toxotidae. Gene Ontology annotation, molecular function: zinc ion binding.
AGAGGCUGUGCAACACGAUAAAACCAAACGUGUGCCGGAGGUGAGCUUUGACGGUGUGUUAUCCAGAAAGUUCCAGCACCAAGAUAUCGCCGAACGAGAGGCGACAGCGCGUGCGAACGGUUUGUCCUUCGAGGGAAACAUAUCCGAGGCUGAAAAUGUCUGUUAUCUCCGAAGAAAGCGUCCGAGGUGGGAGCGUUUUCAAGGAUAUCAGCGCCGAGGACGAAGACGGGCAGCCCACUGAGAUCGAGAGCCUGUGCAUGAACUGCUACCAUAACGGUACGACCCGUUUGCUUCUGACCAGAAUACCCUUCUUUAAAGAAGUCAUCGUCAGCUCCUUCAGCUGCGCCAACUGCGGCUGGUCAAAUACGGAAAUCCAGUCUGCUGGCCGGAUCCAGGAGCAGGGCGUUUGUUACACACUUAAAGUCAAAACGAAACAGGACUUGAACCGGGAGGUGGUGAAAGCUGACUGUGCGACCACCAGGAUCCCCGAGCUGGAUUUCGAAAUCCCUCCCUUCACCCAGAAAGGCUCACUCUCUACCAUCGAGGGCCUUUUAGACCGGGCAGUUGCAGGGCUGGAGCAAGACCAGCCUGCCAGACGGGCAGCUGACCCCGAGGUGGCCGAGAAGAUAGAGGAGUUCAUCCAGAAGCUGAGGAAGUUAAAAGAUGUUGAAAGGGAAUUCACUCUGGUGAUUGAGGAUCCGUCUGGCAACAGUUUUGUGGAAAAUCCACUCGCGCCUCAGAGAGAUGAGGCUCUCACUGUGUCUCGGUUCAAGCGGACGGUCCAGCAGGACAUACAGCUGGGAAUCCGGGCUGAGGACGACCUGGACGAGGAGCCGGAAGGCAACGACCUGGAGACCAUGAGAAACGAGGUUUUGGUCUUCAACACCAACUGCCCAGAAUGCAACGCGCCAGCCUCGACCAACAUGAAGCUUGUCCAGAUCCCUCACUUCAAGGAGGUCAUCAUCAUGGCCACCAACUGCGACAGCUGUGGCCAGCGGACCAAUGAGGUGAAAUCAGGCGGAGCCACGGAGGAGCUCGGCACCAAGAUCACCCUGCACGUCACCGACCCCUCAGACAUGUCCCGGGACGUGCUCAAGUCGGAGACGUGCUCUGUCAGCAUCCCGGAGCUGGAGUUUGAGCUGGGGAUGGCCGCUCUUGGAGGAAAGUUCACCACGCUAGAGGGGCUGCUGAAAGACAUCAAAGACCUGACCGUGUCCAAAAACCCCUUCAUCUGCGGUGACAGCGGCACCACAGAUCGGGUGCAGAAGCUGAAUGAGUUUGGAGAGAAGAUAGACAAGGUUAUCGCAGGAGAAAUGAACAUCCAUUUCAUCCUGGACGACCCGGCGGGGAACAGCUACUUGCAGAAUGUGUACGCCCCGGAGCCAGAUCCUGAGAUGACUGUUGAGAAGUACACUCGCUCGUUUGAGCAGAAUGAAGAGCUUGGUCUGAAUGACAUGAAGACGGAGGGGUAUCAAGAGGAAAACUCGACUACAGGCACCAGCUGAAAGGAUCAAAUGAGUCUUUAAUUGAUAGUGUUUUGCCAUAAAUCCGGUGUAAAGCUAUUGCUCUAUAUUUUCUGUCAUUGUCAUACAUCUUAAGUUAAUGUUAAACACAGACUGAAUGGUUGUUUUCAUCUUUAUAUUAAUCAUUGAGGAGGAAUGAGAAGUUAUUUAAAUGGACAAUGAAAACAAACUGAAUAUAAAAACACAAAAGGAACCUGGUUUGUGUAAUAACACAGAGAUGUUGCUGUUACUAAAGACAAGUCUGGUGGUAAUUGCAUUCUUGUGACAUCCCAGAAGAUGGCGCUCUGUUAUCUUUGAUUAAAGGGAUUUUUUUUCUUUCAGUGGACCACACACUGUGUGACAGAUUAAUCUUUUUAUCCACCUGUAAGCAUGACACCAUCUAAAUAAAGCGAUAGCUAAAUUGA